This is a messenger RNA of Balearica regulorum gibbericeps (East African grey crowned-crane), 1183 nucleotides long. The record is from RefSeq and is a predicted model, not a curated record. Lineage: Eukaryota; Metazoa; Chordata; Aves; Gruiformes; Gruidae.
CUUGCAGAUACCCACGCUCUACCAAGCCUGAAACAACUGGAGUCUGUUCCAAACACAGAGAAAAGGACCUGGGAUUUGUUUAGUUGGAUUUUAUCAUCUAAGGUCUUCAUGAUACAAAGUACUAAGAAACGCGAGUACGAGAAGAUCCAAGAACUCACAGGGAUGUCUGGGGCUGCGGUUCCUGCUCCGGACUACCUCUUUGAGAUCGUGUAUUGCGAUCAAAUGAAUACCAAGUUUGCUGAGACCAAGGGAGAGCGGGAUCUCAUCUAUGCCUUCCAUGGGAGCCGCCUCGAGAACUUCCAUUCCAUACUGCACAACGGCCUGCACUGCCAUUUGAACAGGACGUCCCUGUUUGGUGAAGGUACCUACCUCACCAGUGACCUGAGCCUGGCUCUCCUUUAUAGCCCUCAUGGUCUUGGUUGGCAGCGAAGCGUGUUGGGCUCUGUCCUUAGCUGCGUAGCUGUUUGCGAGAUCAUUGACCAUCCAGAUGUAAAGUGUCAGGUGAAGAAGAAAGAUUCAGAAGAAAUAGACAGAAGGAGAGCAAGAGUGAAAAACAGCGAAGGGGGUGACGUACCACAGAAAUACUUCGUUGUCACAAAUAAUCAGCUUUUACGAGUUAAAUACUUGCUAGUAUAUUCACAGAAACAGCAUAGGAGGCCUUCUAGUCAAUCUUCCUGGUUUUACACCCACCGUUUUGCCGUCAUGAUGAUGCUGUACCUACUGCUGCUAAUACUGAUAGGGGCCAGCAACUCGCCCACCUUCAUCUACUACUGGCACAGAAUGUUUGACUCGGAGAGAUGAAUUGCCCGAGAUGAUAAACUGUUAUUUUCACCACGUGCCUUAAUAAUAGCCAAAUCUGCAAUGCACUGCAUCUGUUCCAGAGCUCUGGAAAUAAAGGUGCCUGGAGCUUUCCGGUUCUGUCACCGAUAUAUUAUCCUCGUGGCAUCUUUCCAUUUAUUCUUAUUUCUCUCUUCCAGUGAUUCAUGAAGAUGCCCAGUACAGCUGAAAAGGAUCACAAUGGUGCAGCUUAGCAUGAACCAAUUGUUAAGGGUCCAUGGGGGGAAAAAAAAAAAAAAGAAAACUAAAUGUGGAAACACUCAGGUGUAACUAUUUUUCUGUCAAACUGAGGUAUGUCUGCACAAGUUGCAAAGGAGGAUUUUUCUGCAUGUCAGGCAAAGCAACC